CUCUCUCUCUCUCUCUCUCUCUCUCUCAUAGAAGCAGAAAGAAAAGAAAAGAAAAACCAAACUUUUUGAACUCCCCUUUCGCGAGAUCUUCUGAAAAAGCUAGGGUUUUCUCCGCAUCAAACCCAAAGAUCUCAAGAUUAUCUGUUCUUCCUCAUUCUAUAUUUCUGUGUUUUCAUUUCCAUUAUUCUCUCUUCAAUUUUGUCUCAGACACACUUGUUCUUGUUCUCUCUCGCUUCUUUAUCUUCCUCGUCUGAUCGAUUCGUUGUUUCAGUUUUCUCUUCUGGGGAUAUGUAAUUUGCGUUCCAGAGACCAGACGCAGCAGCUGCUGUUUGUUUCCAAUUUUCUUCUUCUUCCUUUUUUUUUUUUCCUCUUUAAAUAAAGAGACAAAGGCAUUAGUUAGUUUGAAGACAUCACUUUUUGGAAACUUCCAUGUGAAGCAAUUUGCGUUGAACGUGAUCCAACUAUGCUUUUGACACUUCACUUACUGUAAUUGUAAUUCCGUCACAUGGGAACUCUGUCUCUGCCUCUCUCUCUGUCUCUCUAGUCUCUAGUACAAACGGGAGCUUCAUUUCCUUGAUCCCCUUUUUUGGGUACUUCAUUCCCGAGUAGCCUGUGAAUUUUGGGUCCUCUUUUUUUAUAUGAAAUUAUCCCCUAACCAAUCAGGGCUUUUGGGUAAUUUUUGAGGGACCAAGAGCUCUCUCAGGAUGGAUGGCAUUGUUGCUUUUGCUUCACAUCCUCUAAGAUUCAGGGAAUUUCCUAGCGUUGACAUCAAAGGAUAUUUAUAGUAUCUUUCAUGUUUGUAGUUGAGUUUCUGGGUUUAUUUAUUUAGUUCUUUGUAUUUAGUUAGUGAUGGAGGAUAUUGGAUUGGUCAAGCAAGGAUGGAAAUGGCUGCAAACACAGAAAAAUGCAUACUCGCGGGUGAAAAAUGCAGCAUUGUGUUUGAGGGACAAUAUUGGGGUAUUCAUAGAGCGCCACUGGCCGAUGGUGUGCAGUGGCUUUGUGAGAUUUGGCCAGUUAAUGAGUUUCCUGUUGAUUUGUUGGAAAGACUGCGUUCUAAGAGGUUUCCAGUCAGUUAUCAAACUGGGUUCAGCAGCUUUGCUUCUUAUAAUGUGGAGUUGCUUUAUUAGUCUCACUUCAAUGUCUUGUGUGCUUUACGUCUUGCUUAGUAUGGGAGCUGCAGGAGCUGCUGUUCAGUAUUUGGGUUAUACUCCUGGACUUUUUAUUGUAGGACUCUUUGCUAUUUUAAUUUUGUGGAUGUAUGCCAACUUCUGGAUAACUGGAACAUUGUUUAUAGUUGGAGGUUACCUCUUCUCUCUAAAUCAUGCGCGUUUGGUGGUCUUAAUGGCAAUUAUAUAUGCUAUUUAUUGUGUGAAAGCUCGAGUUGGAUGGCAUGGUGUUUUUUUAUUAAUAAACCUUACAUUUUUAUCAAAUGAUGUUUUAAAUUUGUUGCUCCAAUGGUAUGACAAUAUCAAUGAAAGUACGCACUUUGAAGAGCAGCAGGAAUCUGAAACAGUUAUGCAAGAUGAGUUCUCUUCGGAGUGUGAAUACUCAGUUCCUACUGAUGAAUCUGAAAAGUUUCAGUCAUGCAAAUCAUCAAGCAAACCAGCUGCUACUUCGUCUGUUAUCAGCAACCAAAAUGAGUCUUCCAGUAGAAGGGUGGUUACAGAAGAAACAAGCUCAGUUGAUGAGAUGAGAAGGAUAUUAAAUAGUGUAGAUCAUUAUGAAGCACUAGGACUUCCUCGUCAUAAAAGAAUUGAUACUACAAUAUUGAGAAAGGAAUAUCACAAGAAGGCCAUGGUUGUUCAUCCUGAUAAAAAUAUGGGAAGUCCUUUGGCAAGUGAAUCAUUUAAGAAGCUUCAGUGCGCUUAUGAGGUUCUUUCUGAUUCAUCAAAAAAGUGGGACUAUGAUGAGCAAUUGAGGAAGGAAGAAUCCAAGACUAGGAGUGUAUGUCAAAAUUCCCAUGGUACUCCUCGUCAGGGAAACCAAGACUAUUGCUCUGAGGAGUCGAGGCGUAUACAGUGCACAAAGUGUGGCAAUUCACAUAUAUGGGUUUGCACCAAUAGGAGUAAGGCUAAGGCCAGAUGGUGUCAGGAUUGUUGCCAAUACCAUCAAGCCAAAGAUGGAGAUGGAUGGGUUGAAUACAAGGGCUCAUUGGCCUUUGAUAGGCCUCAAAAGGUAGAAAUACCCCGUGCUUUUGUCUGUGCCGAAAGCAAAAUCUUUGAUGUGUCAGAAUGGGCUAUUUGUCAGGGAAUGGCAUGUAGGCCUAAUACCCAUAGGCCUAGCUUCCAUGUAAACAUGGUUGGUUUGGAGAAGCCACGACGUUGCAAGUCAAGCAGAUUCCCUUGGGAUUUGGAUGCUGAGAUGAUGGAUGAGAAUGAAGAAGAAUUUGAGCUGUGGCUUCAGCAGGCCUUGGCUUCUGGGCUCUUUUGUGAGACUUCUGCACGCAGAAAGAGCUGGAGUCCAUUCAAAUUACAUCAAAAGAAAGGGAAGAAGCAAUGGCGAAGGUCAUCUACUUGAAAGAUUGAGAGGAUUAAUGGAGGAGUACAGAAAUUUUCACAGCCCAUCCCAAAGUAAAAUGGAACUCUGUUUUAGGUGAUUAGUCACAAUCAAGAUCACUUGUUUCCUCAACAACAUGUGACUUGACGAUCCCAGCCAAGGCGGGGUUUAGGGGUGAGCUGGCUUUGACAGCAGCAAAUGUUUUAACCAACAUUUCAGGGCAUUUUUUAGCAUAUAAUAGUUGAUAUUUCCUUGUAGUGCCCAUCAGCCAAAAACCAACUCCCCACCCCUUCUUGAUAAUAAUAAUAAUAAAAAAAAGGCAAAAACAAAGGAAUUCAUCUUGAAUGAGAUGCACUACUUGGUUGCAUUGUUUUCCCAUUUAUGUAAAUAUUCUUUUCAAUAAAAUUCCCAUUUUGCCGCA
Hevea brasiliensis (rubber tree) is the source of this 2917-nucleotide messenger RNA. RefSeq lists its product as uncharacterized. NCBI's taxonomy places the organism in Eukaryota, Viridiplantae, Streptophyta, Magnoliopsida, Malpighiales, Euphorbiaceae. Bases 850 to 2517 code for a protein of 555 amino acids. The transcript has 9 exons. The record is from RefSeq and is a predicted model, not a curated record.